Molecule: messenger RNA, 10020 nt
Organism: Pomacea canaliculata
Lineage: Eukaryota; Metazoa; Mollusca; Gastropoda; Architaenioglossa; Ampullariidae
Product: fibroblast growth factor 18-like
Exons: 5
Coding region: 2234-2887 (217 amino acids)
Biological process (GO): regulation of cell migration; fibroblast growth factor receptor signaling pathway; positive regulation of cell population proliferation
Cellular component (GO): cytoplasm
Molecular function (GO): type 2 fibroblast growth factor receptor binding; growth factor activity; type 1 fibroblast growth factor receptor binding
Source: RefSeq, a predicted model, not a curated record
UUUGUGGGUUGCACCUCGCGCCGCCACUACACCCUGAGUGCCGCUAAUCGCAGGUUAGCAUUCGAUCUGUGGAGCGUACCUGGGGCCUGCACCUCUCGUGGCCACUCGUCAGGACCCUACAGUCAAUGAGGCGCAGUGUCUACCUGUCCGCUACCUGUGCGUUGGCCUGAGAUAGCCAGGUAGACCACUACUACUCCCUACACCCACACGUCGCUGUCGCCCGUUGUGGUGGUGUCCGCCUGUGAGGGGGGAACAGGAAAGUGUGGGAUUUAAAAAACUUGCGCUUGGUGACGGGGCUGUACACCAGCGUGAGGAGUCGGCGUGGAUACUACUGUCUACUACUGUCUACCUGCUGUCUACACACCUGGCUGUUGUUUGUGAAGGAUUAGCUUUGUGUCUGUGAUCGACUUCCCCUCUGUACAAGCAGUUCACUUUUUUUAAUCGGUGUUUGUGCGACAAAUCAGAGCAUCAGGCGCGUUGUGUGAUCACUACAUCCGUGUGUCUCAUCCUUUGUCCAUCUCGUGGUUCAAAACCCAGCGGCCGGCCAAACACCAAAAGCAAAAAAAGUCCCGGCAAUGCUUCUUCUUUCCCUGGCCAGGACUCGAACUCAAAACACGUGGUGGUUGUAAAAGAGGAGUGGAGGGGGACGACAUCGGGCCCUCUGGCGGUCGUUGAGAGUCGCGGUGGUGUUGUCAUCUCCAGCGCAGCAGAGACUCCUGAUGUGGAGGUACAGAGAGGAGGCUGCCGCCGUCACGAGACCACCACCCCCCUGUCGACACUGUCGUCCUGCUCGAGCCCUGUCUCCCGGACCCGCUCAUCCAUGUAAUUAUCGGCGUCAUCGCACGGAGGCCCAGACAUCGUAUGUGCCAGAGCUCUGUUUGGAGAAGGGAUAACCCUGCGUAUGCCGAACACCAGAAAUCUUAUCAGCAGGUGAAAAAGCCUACCUUUUAGGGUCACAGGGGAGGGAGUUUUACUUUUAAGCAUUUAAACGCAGGUGAAAUGAGUCCGGGCAUAGCUGGGUUGUCUCAAUCUUCAACUUUGGUGCAGUUGGUGGGUGCCUGGGGUAGAGUUUGUAUGCAUGGAAAUAGUUUCAGCGUCGUGCAUUGUUUGAAGGCCGAGGGUUUGCGAGGCAGGGCCAGCCAUAGGUUGACCUAUGAACCGCGGCGCUCACCCACCACCGAGGCUGUUGCCGCUUGAAGGGGUCGCGUACCUCCGCACAGGCUCACCCUCAAUCUCUGGCUGUUCUCUCCUCGCGUCUGUCGCCUCCGCCACGCUGCCACGCCGCUUGCAACCACCUCCUCCACCACUGCUGCUCCCUUCCUGGAUGUUGGCGCCGCCGCUGGUGGUGGUGAGCCCGUGGGUAGUUGUCGCAAUGUGUGCGACCAGUUUGCGGGGCUAAACUCACGGGGUGGGUGGAGGGAGGUAGACAGCGGCCGCCACCCCCUUCCCGCGCGCCGCCUGACGGAUGCAGCGUCUUGCAGGUGCACGAGGUGUGGGUGGGGGAGGAGAACGUUGAGGAGGAUGCAGUGACCGUUUCCAGGCCGAGGGAUAUAAAGGCCACGUGAAACUCUCUCAGAAGCCACACAAAGUUUGGCGCCGUCCACCAGUUCACCCGGCGAUCCACGUGCUCGGCCGGCAGGUAAGACAAGACUGUGCUCACCCGGGUCUGGCAAGCCCGUCUCUCCCUCAGUUCCUAGAGAAGAAGGAAUUGCGGUGACCCUUCACCUCCUGACGGACGCGCGCAAGCCCUCGACAAGUCGUGAAUAAAGUUCGACACUUCAAGCAGACAAGAAAAGGGAAAAGGAAGAGAGACGAAAACAGAAAAGGUAGCAAAGAGAUUGAAAUUGUGUUUGCUUCCGUGACAGCAAAACAGAGAAAAGAGCUUUUACUUUUUUUAAAUCAGGACUUCAUUUUUUUUCUCCUUCCUUCACUUUCAUGUACUUUCAUUAAGCACGAAGAGGAGAGCAGAGCGAUGGAUGCCCACCACAGGGAGGUGUAACAGUUGAAGACGUUGAAGGUUGGGGGCAGUGCUGGGGGCGACGGGAGGAGAGUUACCAGCUGUUUGGCCCCCGCUCCCCCGUGUGUGGGGCUCGCACCCCCACCGCCUUGUGCAACUGCCAGUCGGUGUGUACACUCCAUCUUGUCCUCGUGGUGCCUGGAGUUUACUGUGAAGCCAAGACGUGUGUUCACUUAGAAUGGAACGAAGGAAAAACACCAGGGAGGGAGGGACAUUAUGAGGCAAAGAGCUUCCGUUUGUGAUACUGGCCGACGCAGGUUGUUGACUCUGCUGCUUACAUUGCUGCUUGGGUAUCUUAGCAUUCAUACGGUCAAUGGUUCACCAGCCAACCUGGGGAAUCUGUCCGAGCAAUUCAGAUCCUUGACGGGAGGGACUCCGUUUGUGCGCACCUACCGCCUGUUGUCGCGAUGUAGCGAUAAGUACGUGCAGAUGAAGCUGGGCGACAAGAAAAGGGCCGUGGAUGCCAAAGGCUUGAAGAACAGUGACUAUGCGCUUCUUAAAUUUGAAUCCCAUCCGGGCGGACAGGGGAUGUUUCGGAUAUACGGCGAGUACGCUCAGAAAUAUCUGUGCUUCAGUAGGAAAGGUCGCCUGAUUGUGAGGAGCGAGGCGGAGGAAGACACCUGUGUGUUCCGGGAGAAGGUCGACGACAACUACACCAUGCUGCAGUCGCAAGCAAACUCCAACUGGUACGUCGGCUUCAGCCCAAAAGGAAAAAAACUCAAAGGCUUCGGCAUUCGCAGGAGGAAGCGACAAAAAUGUUUCCACUUCACCAGUCGGGUCGUCUCGCAAGCCACCCCUCGCGCACGCCCCAAGUAUGGCCCCCUAGCGCGGGAGGACUUCCCGAAAAUCCCGGUACCCAAAUACCGAUGACCAGCAGCCCCAGGGUGGUCCCUCGGGGGUGGACAGCCAACUUGAAAGUGAGUCCGAGCAUCUGCAAAGGGGUGAAUAGUUGGAAGGGUGAAGAGAACUUUCUGUUUUGGAUCUGCCUUUUCCCACCACCCUGGUUAGGGUGAGGAGCAAGGGUACUAGCAGACAUGGGGUGGGUGGGUUAGGCCUCGCCACCGAGGUCACAUGACCCUUUUGCAAGUGUCCCACAGUCGAGCUGGUGCCCGUUCGGGGGUCAAGGACGAAUGCGCAGGGCUGACACUCAGUGGUACGAGGACUCCAGUUGUACUACCACCUCCACCACCACCAACAGCCGCCGCCGCCGUCGCCUGCCUCCUCCACUUUCUCUCCCACCCCAAUCCACCCCAACACCCAACACCACCACCACCACUCUUGCCGGAGUCUAGUAGACUUGUGGGCCAGGUAAGGGGUCACAAAGACGAGUGCCGCCUCAAGUGUAGAGAUCGCCGGCUCCCGUCGCCAGGGCGACGCCGAUCCGACUAGGCGACCGACAAGUGGCCCCGGGCGGGCGACGGCGCAUGGCGGAGAGAGAGAGUAAACACUCGACAGACAACAGAGCCCGUAUGUACACAUCUUUCUCUACAUCACUGUCUCGGCCACUGAGCCGUCCCCUCGCCUGUUCCGCGCAUCUGGGGUGCAGAAGUGGAGCCGGAGGUUCGAGUCUCAGGGGAGGACUUUCACCCCUUCCCCACUCCUAAAACUGGAAAAAAAGAAGAAAUGGCUGAGUUGAGCUCACGACUUUGCUGGUGCACAGACAUGCGUGGAUGACAAACUGGCGCGUGACGGUGCGAGACUGACUGUGUCGGCUUGGUGCUAACCUGUCGGAGGAUGUUGCACCACGCGCAUGCGUGUGUAUGAGUGAGUUUGUGUGUGUGGUCGGCUUUCGUCUUCAUGUCGUCGUCCCCAGCCUCGUCUGCCGCGUCUUCUGUGGUCGUCAGUGUCCAUGCUGGCUAGAGCUUCGCGUCGUCAGCAUCCGUCGGCAGCAUCGUCCUCGCCUACAAGCUUGGCAAGCCUGUGUUGCCAGGCAACGUGUGUGUGGACCGUUGUGUACUGAACCAAGGGCUGUGCAUUUCCGAUGACAUCAACGCAGUCAAGGGAAGAUAACCCUGCUGAAGACAGACUGCUGAGGUUUGUGCGAUUCGGACCAGAAUUAUCUUUGUCAUCCUUCGCAUCGUCCAUGGAGACAGUUUGGCCGUCGUCAGCAGCGAUGUGUUGUGAUGACUGUGACUCUAGGUGUGGGCUGGGUUCAGCUGGUGAUGUGCACUUCAAACACUGCCCGUUCUUUUCACAUUUCUCUGUAUGUAACACGUAGCUGUAUACCAGGCGGAUAUAUCUGUAUAUGGGAUCACAUUUGUUCACUUCUGACUACCUUUGGUCUGAGUCGGUUGACAGAGGGGAGGGAUGCUAAGCUCAAAAGACAAUGCAAGCAAAGCUCGUGCUGACGGUACCCGGAAGUAAAUGGAACCAGAAGGAACGUUAGGACGUUGAUAAAUAAUUGGAUAAUUUGCUGUCUAUCGAUGACAUUAGUUUUCACUGUAAAAAAAGAAAAUCUACCUCUUGAUGACCGUGUCAUUGGUCAGUUACUAUCGCCAACAUGACUUGCUACACCACACGCACGCGCGCACACACACACAAUCACACCACACACCGUGGUCACGUGACAUUUCGGUCAACGAGUCACGAGAACUCCGAGAAAAGCCGAGAACGCUGGUGAUCCACUGACCAAAUACCCGAUUAUUUGGCACCCGAGUUUUAUCUCCUUUCCCUUUGUUUUGUUUUUGGCACGUGCACAAUCCUGUCGUUAGUACGAGUCUAACAUUGAGGGUAGGAGGGAGAGAAGGAGAAACACUGGUAGGAUUAUCUGUCGACGCACAAAUGUCAUUCACACACACAGAGGAGCCGCAAUGGUCCAGCGACUUGUAACAAACAUUACUUACCAUAGUGUCCUACUAGUAUUAAUCUUGUACAGAGUAUGAGAAGGACUGGGGCACUACGGCGCGCGAGCAGUCUGCCUCACGUGGCUGGUACGUCCGUCUCACGUAGCGUGCGGCCGUGGGGACACUGUGAAGGACUCUGUCCGCAGGACUACUGACUGUUGAGAGAUUAUUCACACAUUUAACUGGUGUAAGUUGGACAGAAAUAAAAACCGUUGUGUACUUCUUGUAGUUUUUUUUUCCUCCUUUCUGAAUUUUCAAGUCAUUCCAUUCACAUAGAUUUUGUUGUUGUUGUUGUACAUGUAUCUUGAUGUAUAUCAGCACUGUGCGCUACUCCACUGUAUCACAGUGUAACGGCGGUUUGUCGGUUGGUUCGCUUCCCGCGUAACUGCCACGUCACUUUUCUCGUGAGUUAUGUCCCCUAAGGAAAAAAUGAAAAAUAAAAUUAAAGACUAUUCUUGAGACGACCCCCACACCACCCCCAGUAGAACGACUUUGAUUUGUUGUUAAUUUUUGGUGGCAAAAAUAAUUGUGAUGACUUCUCACCCAUAAUUUUAAAAUUUGUGAAAUGUUGUACAGGAUCAGAAUAGUCGCCAACUCCGCUAGCGCCCAAACUUUCUUUUUUAAAUCAGUGAACAAGGCAUUUGCAGUGGGGAUGUUUACUUUGACAAUUUGUCAAACAUCCUGUUGUUUUCCUUCUUGUGAUUACGAAAACACCAAAACAAGUUGAGUCUUGCUCGAGUGAGGGUUACACGAGGAACCAUAAUGAUGGCCAGUAUGGACAGCCCCCAUCGUCGGGUUCGUCCUUUCCUAAGCCUGUUGGUUCAAGGAAAGUUCUUGCUACUCGGCGACUGUAGGUGAAGUGUGUCUACAAUAAGCUUGUAUCAUUAUUGCAGUUUUCUUAAUCAUUUAUCUCAUCAUGCGCGUCUCUUGUCCUUCUUUAAUUGUGAACCCGUCGUGUCUGCUUGUUCCUGACUCACUUCCACCCGAUCAUCAGCUUAGCUCGUCCUUCACACCCGGGUUUGUUUUUUUUUUCUUCCACAAUAUCUUGAAAAGUGCAAUCUAUUUGUUUUUCCUGUGUUAAGAAAUUUAAACAAAACAGAAAAAUGCGUGUAUAGUCUUAGGAAAUCUUCUGUCCACUUCGUUCAUAUGUCGAUAAUUAAGUUUCGGAAACUGAAAGGUUAAAAGGUUAGCGUAGACAGUGAAGGUUGCUGUCAUACAGUAAUGGCAGUCACCUUGGCUAGGAACUACUUUCUGCGCAGGAGAGACGAUAAAUAUGUUUUUUUGCCAGAAGGGCUUUUGUAGUACGAGGUAAAGAGGUUGAUGUGCUUUCUUCAGCAUAUCUGAUCGUUUCUGGAAAAUUAUUUCGCGUGGUGAAUGUUUAUCUUCCAUCACCGACAAAGUUAAAGAGGGUAGGGCCCGUAAAGUCUCACGACAAACAACUGGAGGGCAAAGAAGUGCGAAGUUUUGGUGGAGAACGAGUGGAUUCCAUCCACCCGGGCUUCCUUGUGUUAGAAAGAUUACAAGCAAUCUCACAGCACAAAGAUUGGUGACCUUUGACACUGCUCGGUGAUCACUACAGGUGAUCUUCCCUCUACUCUUGCCCAUGGCAGACGCUUUCCUUUUUUCACUAGUAGCCAUGUACUUUCCUGUCGGUUUUUCUUCGGCCUUUGGUUGUUAGUGCCCAAAAGUUCUUCUUUUGGAAGAAAUCCGCUUCGAUGAGAUAGAUGCCAUGAGUGUCUUUAUUAUUGCUUUGCCUAAAGCCGGAGUCAUUUCCAUCUGUUUUGUCUGGUUGUCUGGUCUUUUAUUUCUUGUAUGAACAGCUGGUGGACGUCCUGGUCUGGCUGUGUGUCUGUGUGCACGGUGAGUGGCCAAGAGGACACAGCCAGCUGGUCCACAGAUCACUAGAUGUGUGGUCCUCAUAGGUCGUUAGUGGAACUGUUCUGGGUCUGGCUUGAUGCUUCUGAUGGAAUUCAAGAACAGUUUUGGCGAUAUAUGUUUUUUAGUUUAUUUGUAGCUGUAGUUGUAUUUUAAUCAGUAACAGAGAUCGCCAGGAAGAACACAAUAAGGCAUUGCUUGUGUGGACUAGAUCACGUGAUAUGGAUAAUAUCACAUGACAUGAAGAACUCCCGAGCUGCAACUGCUCUGUGCAGAAUAGCUUGCUGAGCCUUCUCCCCGACCCUCGCAGAUCGCCCACCCUUUCCUGCCACCGUCUGGAAGGUUUCUAUGAUUUGUGUGCCAUGAAAAGGCUCUGCCAGGUCCUUGCCGCCUUUCUCCAAAUGUCCAUUCAGUGCGUGUCCCGCGCGCACUUCAGUGUUCAAGGCAGACUAUGGCUACCUCUCCGUUCUCCGAUUUCGAUCAUAACUCCAGAAAGUAGGGACACAUAUCCUUUGGUCCGUAAACAGUUUUUCUUCCCGUCCUCUUGUGAGGUCUGGCUGCUACAAAGGAGCCGAGACCUCGGGGGCAGCCUGUUUAGUGCUGACGUGACCCUCCGGGGUCUGGCUCGCCGGGUUCCUGACAACUGGUAUCACCGACGAUUCGGCGAAAACCGCACUGGAUGAUGGGAAAUACGAAAGAACCGCUGUGAAAACCAGCAUCACCUCGGCAUGGACGACGUGUGAACACAAGUUGCUGGCUGUGGAGUGGACAAGACACUCGGAAAGUUCCAAGACCGCCACCCCACAAUUCCUUGCGUCUGGUGCGGGUAGUAGGCGUCAGACUAGCGCGAGAACUUAUCGCUGCUAACAGUUUCUCUUUCCGACUUGUUUGAGGAAAGCGAAGAAACUUUGGAUCCCAGGACCAUGUUUCCUCGCUCACUUUAUAGUUGGGUACCUUUCAGAACCCAGAUGUACCAGACAUCAACUUCUUUUGCAGCUUCAGGUCUCAUCCGGGUUGUUCGCUUAGGCAAGUCGACCUCUGGAAGAGAUCUCUAAAUAUUUCUUUCAUUUUUAUUGACGAUCGUGAGGUCACUAAACGUGGGUCACCUCGAGUUUCUCUGGAGUUUUACGUUCGAGCUAGACUGCAGGUUGCUUUGACGACGACCUUUGCCUCGCGUAGCCUAGCAACGAGAUUUCGGUACACGAAGUUUGGUGAUGGCGGCGUCCGCAUCCUGGCACAAUGUCCAAAGGGGCGAAGUGGCUAGAAUCCAACAGGCCUCCAGACUCGCCUGUCCGUGACCUUUUGUAGCAGAUAACCUCACAGGGGUCACAAAGUGGGGUGUGCAUGCACCCGCCUUCCUCACGCACCACCCACCUUCACUCGCUACGGACUCCAGUUCCUAAGUGUCGACCGACAGCUGAUGUCGUCCUUUGUGUGAACUGUGUCACUGUGUAAACUGUGUCACUACAUCCUGUUUGUGUGAACUGUGUCACUGUGUAAACUGUGUCACUACAUCCUGUUUGUGUAAACUGUGUCACACUGUAUCGUGUUAUUUGAGUGACAUUAAUGUGUCAGUGCGCCUCACUGUCUCGAGUCUCUCUGACCGUGAUGUUCCCAAAUGUUUCUUUGUCCUAAUCGUGCUUGUUGCAAGUUGUGGGCCACCGGUCACCGCCAUCAUGGCGGCCACUGGUUGCUGUCCACGGAAGAGUCGAGAUCAAAUGGCAGAAUACUUAUGGUUAGACACGGUUUUAGUUUUGGCCGCUGAUUGUUCCCCCCGUGUUUUAUAAUCGUCGGUCCGACCAGCAAUAUUAUCGCUGGCCUUGUACAGUUAUCGUAACAAUCCUUGGCAUUAUUUUCCUCGCUGGUUGUCGAUGUUAUUGGCGUGAUCAUUACUUAACAUUCACAUUAUCAUUUGCAAAGUCAUCUUCUUUCCUAGCUUUUGCGAUGUCUCAUAGGUAUUGUCACAUAGCGAAUGAGGGGAUUUCCAAGGUAGAUGCUGCCUUGGUCAAAAUUAGUUUCCACUGAUUGCAGAAUACAGUUGUUACCAUCGAUUCCACUGCUUACUUCCCUUUAUCCUUAAUCUUUUAAUAAAUUCUUUGCCUUUCUGUUGAAGCUUGGGUUUCGAACGAACGAAUGUAAUUUUUGUUAUAAGCGAGGAUUAAGUGGUCAGAUACGUGAAAUGAAAAGUUGGUGUAGUUUAGUGGGCUUGGCGAGUGGUUAGUGAGACUAGUGAGGCUGACAGGGCUCAGAGAAAGUAGGAGGGAGAGAGUUUGCAUCAUGGAGGUACAUGCAGACAGAGGGGGGAGUGGACCCAUGCACCACGUAGCAUGGUGUUGUGAAGUUCGAGUACCAAACGGUGCCAGGAGCUUAGGUGGGAGGACCCGCAAGCUGGACACGAGGACCUCGCCCUAGCGUGAUGUCCCUUGCCAGCCAGGGUCUUAACACCGGUGUGUCAAGAUAACUCCUGGGGUAAGACUUUACCCUCCUUCCCACUGUCUGCGUGCGUGCAGACCUAUCUCUCUGCUGCUGUACGAUGUAACAAAACGAGGGCCUUUACAAUAGAUGUAUGUAGGCUUGAACCUUUCCCCUUCACCAGGGUUCAUCAUGACGUAGAACUGUUUCCCUUAGGGUACCGUGACAAAUAAAUCCCCUUCCUGUACUCAGGUAACUUUUCCUAAAGUUUCGAACCCUCUAACUUCACAACUCCACUUGGUCAGACCAGUAAAGUCAGCAAGCGUGUCAUGUCAUAUGGCAGGUCAUGUGAUUAUUAGCCAAAAGUAGUUUGUGUUGAUUUGGAGUUAGAACUAAAAAUUCCUUCCCUAAGUAAGCAGUCGAGCUCAUGUUCAUGCAGGUGUGUGCAGGUGUGCACGAGCAAGCUUGACGGGAACCUCGCGAAGCAUAAUACCCCAUCACCACCCCUAGACAUAAUUCGGUCUCUGAUAAGAUACAUGAACUCAGAUGCCCCCACCUACCUUCCUACUGUUAUUCGCCCCUACAGGGGAGGAAAGUAACUUGCUUGGUCGGGUAGCCAGCCAGGCAUGUCGCCCUCCUGCAUUUUCCGUUUAUCUCCCAUUAAUCAUGACGUCACCUUCAUUCAGAUCUCGUAUGCAAAACAUGAGUCUGUACGUACAUAAGGACUGAAUGAGGUUGCUGUAUAAGCCAAAGAUAUAUUUAUUUAAUGAGAUGAUGUACAUAUUUGAUGCUACUCGUGUCCUGCAAGUUAUUUAUGCACUGAGUGCAGUAGCCAAAUCAACAAACGUAAUAAUAAAAUACGAAAACAGGCAC